AUGGCUGGCUCAGUGACUUCCUCCGCCUCAUCCUCGUCAACGUCGUCCUCAAAUGCAUCAGGCUCUCGCAAACCUACCCGAAGGGCGUCUCGUAACGGUUCCAACGUAAACGUACAAGCUACGGCUAACCCGACCGCGGUCCCGGGUGCUUCCUCAAAUAGCCAACUAGAGCCCCCUAUCUCCAACCGGUCACCGCAGAGCCACCGUCGGCGACGACGUCGAAAUACAGUAACAACUCGAAGAGCUAGCGUCAUGGUUGAUCACGAUAAUGAGAUAUCGAUCAGUCAUGAGGUGGUCGAUACAGCGCGUACUGCUACCAUAGAAGGCAAUUCGCCAGUAGCUUCAGCCGCCCGGAGAAAUUCAGCUUUCUACCAGUUGCAGGUUCCCAUUCACCAAAACCUCUCUUCUACGAGUGUGGAUUCUACAGGGUUACUCGAUCAUCGGGAGCAGAGGUAUACACGACCACGGAGGUCGAGUACCAUGGGGCUGGGCGAGAUAUCAAAACCUCAUAGGCACCAUACUAUAGCUGGGAUUCCGACCUCGAACCGUCCCGUAUCUCCUGGUAAACGGCACUUCCACAACCACCCUCAUGGGUACUUCCAGGAUUACACCCAACCGUCCGAAGAUUUGACCCCUGAGCUCCGUCGAGGCCCCACUGGUGACUACCUAUCAGACACAGAAGAAGCGCCAGAUACCACCACGCCACUUCUCGCGCGAACUCCAGCUGGCGGCGAGCUUCAAUAUCACGCAACUGAACGAACUUCCCUUUUCACCAGUCGUCCCCCCCGCGCCGCCAGCGUCUCGUCCCGCAGCAGUGGCAACAGUAGGAAGCGAAAGCCUCAGCACCUCGCUGUCUUAAAUUUAGCCUACGGCAGCGUAAACUUCCCACCCUCAGUGCCAUCAUCACCAACGUUACAACCAUAUUCAUCCGGAAUAGAUGAAAGUAUUUCGCCAGGAACUCGUGGGGCGGGUCGUUUGAAUAGCGGGAUAGAAGACCAUGUCAUCAAUAUAGAUGACGGAUUAGCUCAACCCAGCGACCCGUUUUUGGACUCAACACCGCCUACACCCCCUCCUGGGAUUACCCGUCAGCGGACAGGGAUGGGCGAAGCAGAGGAGGAUGUAUGUUUUCCCGUCAGCGAUCGACUUACAGAUGGGAUGGGUACGCCGACUCGACCCGGCGAAAACGGUAGCAUACGCCAUGGACGCCGCAGGAGGCCAAGAGAAUGGCCCGACCUCGGCGUGUUCGAACAGUGGAGUCGUGAAGAAAAGGAGGAGCGGACAACAGCUGAGGGAAUACGCGCACGACAGGUUUCGGAGCCUGUAUAUGUUGGUGGAAGGCUUAGGCCUACGAUGAAGGGUUGGCACCGCGAGGUCGAGGAUUUACCCUAUCGGUUUACAUAUUUUAACGAUGAAUUGGGGGCGACAAUUCACGCGCAAACAAUUAGUGAGCUUGUUACGCCUGGGGAGACGACAUUUAGAGACUUGUUUAUGCCGCCCCCGAGGAGGGUUAGUAGCAGCAGUGAUGAAGAGAGUGACUGUGAGGACGAUCCAGAAUGUUUGAUUGAUAUUGGAUGUGGGAAAGGGAGUGACAAAGGCACCGCAACACCAAGGGGUGGAUUUGGCAGGGUGUCUGGCAGUGUGAGAGGUAGUGAAGAUUUGAGUGCACUCGAUGGGAUGGGGACAGCGAAUAAUAGUGGGAACUUCGGGGUUCCAUUCCGACAAGCGCCAACGAAAGACAGCCAAUUUACAAAUGCGACAUCUGCUGCCCCCGGCGCUGCUGUAUCAGGGGAAGAAGGGGAGAGGCCGACAUGGUGGCUAGAUGUUCUUAGUCCUACGAAGGCGGAGAUGAAGGUUUUCCAAGAUGCAUUUGGAAUUCAUCCGCUUACUGCAGAGGACAUACUCAUGCAAGAGCCGCGGGAGAAGGUAGAGUUAUUCAGGAAUUAUUAUUUAGUCAGUUAUCGGACGUUCGAGCAGGAUCCUACGGAUGAGGAUUACAUGGAGCCGGUGAAUUUCUAUAUUGUGGUCUUCCGGACAGGUGUUUUGACGUUCCACUUCUCGAUGACACCACACGGUGCAAACGUUCGACGUCGUAUUCGUCAACUGAAAGAUUACAUUGAUAUCACAGCGGAUUGGAUUUCUUACGCCCUGAUAGAUAAUAUUACUGAUGCCUUCGGCCCAAUCAUUCAAAUGAUUGAAGAAGAGUGCGACGAAAUCGACGAUGUGAUACUUGCAGAAGUGGAAACUUCAAGCACGAAACCGAAAUCUCCAACACCGUCGUUAGACCAAGGCCGCAAUUCAAAGCUCGAUUCUAUCCUUCGUCGUCCUUCGACUGCCGCAAGAUCCGAUGUCUCUACGAAUAUAGAACAACCUGAUGAUGCGAGCAUGUUACGAAGAAUUGCGACGUGUAGAAAGAAGGUUAUGGGACUGUACAGAUUGAUGGGGAACAAAGCGGAUGUGAUCAAAGGGUUCAGCAAGCGAUGUAAUGAACAGUGGGAUGUCGCGCCGCGCAGCGAGAUUGGGUUGUAUUUGGGAGAUAUACAGGAUCACAUUGUUACUAUGGUGGCGAAUUUAGUACAUGUGGAGAAGAUACUGAGCCGUGGGCAUAGCAAUUACUUGGCCCAGAUCAGCAUUAAGAUGAAUGAGAGGCAGGAGGAGACAGCAGAUACACUUGGACGACUAACAGUAUUGGGUACUAUUGUACUACCGAUGAAUAUCGUGACGGGUUUGUGGGGGAUGAACGUAUUGGUUCCGGGACAGGGGGAUGAAGACCAUUUGAUGUGGUUCUGGGGCAUUACGGCGGGACUUUUGAUGUUUGGCAUAAUGUGUUACUUUCUGGCAAAGAGGGUUUAUGGGAUUGUAUAA
Molecule: messenger RNA, 2862 nt
Organism: Orbilia oligospora ATCC 24927
Lineage: Eukaryota; Fungi; Ascomycota; Orbiliomycetes; Orbiliales; Orbiliaceae
Exons: 4
Coding region: 1-2862 (953 amino acids)
Biological process (GO): magnesium ion transmembrane transport; intracellular magnesium ion homeostasis
Cellular component (GO): plasma membrane
Molecular function (GO): magnesium ion transmembrane transporter activity
Source: RefSeq, a predicted model, not a curated record